Cercocebus atys (sooty mangabey) is the source of this 4492-nucleotide messenger RNA. It is a transcript of the gene TTL, whose product is annotated as tubulin tyrosine ligase. Lineage: Eukaryota; Metazoa; Chordata; Mammalia; Primates; Cercopithecidae. The transcript is spliced from 8 exons. Bases 184 to 1287 code for a protein of 367 amino acids. Gene Ontology annotation, biological process: protein modification process. The record is from RefSeq and is a predicted model, not a curated record.
CGCUUUCCACUCGGCAGACGCGCGGCGCCCGGCGCGGCGCCGCCGGCGCGGAGAGGCACGGCAGCCGGCGGCAGCGGCGGCCGGGCCGCGGCGGCGCCCGGGCGGGAUCGGCGCUGAGCCGCCUUCUCGGCCGGCUGGUCCCUGCGGCGGCUGCCCGGCGGCCCGGGCGCGCGGCCCUUCGCCAUGUACACCUUCGUGGUGCGCGAUGAGAACAGCAGCGUCUACGCCGAAGUCUCCCGGCUGCUUCUCGCCACCGGUCACUGGAAGAGGCUGCGGCGAGACAACCCCAGGUUCAACCUGAUGUUGGGCGAGAGGAACCGGCUGCCCUUCGGGAGACUGGGUCACGAGCCCGGGCUGGUACAGUUGGUGAAUUACUACAGGGGCGCUGACAAACUGUGUCGCAAAGCUUCUUUAGUGAAGCUAAUCAAGACAAGCCCUGAACUGGCUGAGUCCUGCACAUGGUUCCCUGAGUCCUAUGUGAUUUAUCCAACCAAUCUCAAGACCCCAGUUGCUCCAGCACAGAAUGGAAUUCAGCCACCAGUCAGUAACUCAAGGACAGAUGAAAGAGAAUUCUUUCUCGCUUCUUAUAACAGAAAGAAGGAGGAUGGAGAGGGCAACGUUUGGAUUGCAAAGUCAUCAGCUGGUGCCAAAGGUGAAGGCAUUCUCAUCUCGUCAGAGGCUUCAGAGCUUCUCGAUUUCAUAGACAACCAGGGCCAAGUGCACGUGAUCCAGAAAUAUCUUGAGCACCCUCUGCUGCUUGAGCCAGGUCAUCGCAAGUUUGACAUUCGAAGCUGGGUCUUGGUGGAUCAUCAGUAUAAUAUCUACCUCUAUAGAGAGGGUGUGCUUCGGACUGCCUCAGAACCGUAUCAUGUUGAUAAUUUCCAAGACAAAACCUGCCAUUUGACCAAUCACUGCAUUCAAAAAGAGUACUCAAAGAACUAUGGGAAGUAUGAAGAAGGAAAUGAAAUGUUCUUCAAGGAGUUCAAUCAGUACCUAACAAGUGCUUUGAACAUUAGCCUAGAAACUAGUAUCUUACUACAAAUCAAACAUAUAAUAAGGAACUGCCUCCUGAGCGUGGAGCCUGCCAUUAGCACCAAGCACCUCCCUUACCAGAGCUUCCAGCUCUUUGGCUUUGACUUCAUGGUGGAUGAGGAGCUGAAGGUGUGGCUCAUUGAAGUCAACGGUGCCCCUGCGUGUGCUCAGUCUGGGAGAUGCCCAGAGGAACAGAAGCUCCUGAGAACCUGCCCUCUGGAACUUCUGCUCCUCUCGGGAGAAGCCUGGCUGUAGUAUCAGUGACGUGGAGUCAUUAAGGAGGAAGGAAGGAAGCUCUAUGCAGAACUGUGCCAGGGCAUCGUGGACAUAGCCAUUUCCAGUGUCUUCCCACCCCCAGAUGUGGAGCAACCUCAGACCCAGCCAGCUGCCUUCACCAAGCUGUGAUGGAGGGGCGCUCCCUGCUGCCUUGGAAAAAGCACGGGGUCCUGCUCCAGGGAACGGUGAAAUGACUGGAUUGCUCUUUAUCCAGCCCACAGCAGGGGAAAGAAAGGCCACUCGCAAAGAUGAGAUGGAAGAAGGCACGUGAGCAGAGGAUGCAGCUCCCGAAGACAGGGUUGCUCAGGGGGCUUCCCAGGCGGAGCACUCAGCAAUGCUGUUGAGACGUUUGAAAACAACUUUGGUACACAAAGGCAGCCUUGUGAGCAGAGCUCCUUCCCCUCUCCCCGGGAAUGGCAGGGCACUGGGACCUCUGGUCGGUGCCUCCCACCCACUGCAGCCCUAGUGCCUUAGCUCCAUGCCCGGCUGCAGCCCCACUGCUCUGGACUGUGGAUUGGACGUUAGAGCAUAUUGGAGGUUGCCUGUGUGUUCCCCGCCCAUCCCUUCCGUAACGCUCUGCCACUCAGCUCUGGACAAGCAUGCACCAACAGUCCUUAGUUUUGUUUUGUGCACUGGCCUCUCGGUGAAGGUGGUUUCCCGCAUCACCUUCCUGAUGGCGUUUGGUCAGUCACCUGUCAGGGUUUGUGUGGGUUGGGCCCCAGAACAGCAUAUGCUGCCCUAAGUCUGCUCUCUGCAUGUUUUAGAAACAAAGUGGCAAGUCUGCCCUGAACCUGUAAGCAUCAAAUAAGCAUGAGAGAGAAAAAAAACAUGAUAUAUUGCUUUACUUAAUAGGUUGAAUAUGGUAGAUCUUUGAAAAUAUGAUGAUUCAAUUUUCUCAAUUUUCUUUUGACCAAAAUUCUAAAUGCAGUUUUGCCUAGUUCCUUUUUUUUUAAAAAAACCUUUGUAAAAACCUCUCUGAGGAUCAGGAGUCAGUAAAAUUCCACUCCCCAGUGGCACUGCCCCAGACAAAGGUUGCUUUCCCCCUUUUUGUUCUUUUUAUGCCCCAAGCACUUUCUGCAGUAGCUAGAGGGACAGGUUUCCUUCCAGGAGGGAUGUAAGUUCCUGUGCCUGUAGGCAUCAGGGGAGUAUAUGUGAGAGUAUAUGUCCUGCCUGAAUGGGAAAGUCUUCUAAAAUGGGAAGGAAGUGGUUUCAGCUCCACACAGCGUCUUGUAAGUCUCUACAAAUGGGUACUGUUAGAAGUGGCUUCCACUUACUGGAUUAACUAAUACUUUAUAGGCUUUUCAGGAGGCCACGUCACUAGCAGUAGGGAGAACAAGAUGUCAUUUGUGUUCAGUGUAAGCUGAGUAGACAGGCCCUUCCUAGAGUGUCCUGGAAAUCACAGCAACCCAUUGAAAACUGCCCUCCCCACCAGAACGUGCUAUGUUCUUUCUUCAUGGCUAUGCGUGCUCCAUUCCUCGUUUCUGCUUGGCUCAAGAAAACAUUUCUGCAGUCAGGUGAGACUUUUACAAAAGAGGAGAAAAUCAUUGCCUCCUUGAACAUGAUGAGAUGUGAGAACUUACAAUGAAAAAGGCAAUAAUGAUAGAAAUUAUUUCUUAGGUGCAGCAAUAGUUGAUAGGAUGUGAGGGUGUUACCUUGGGGUGAAGUAGAGAAGGUCCCAGGUGAAUUGGCUCUCAUGGACAUUUGAAAUUACAAAAUAAACGUCCUCGGGAUUACCCAGAAUACAGAUUUAAAAGUUUGCCUGUAGAGCAAAAUAAAACAGUCAGUUGUAAUUGUUAAUGUUUGAGGCCCAACGCAGCCGACGGGUUGGUAUUUGGGAAAUUCAGAGAAGGCAAUGAGAUCUGAUCGGAUGGUGGGAAGAUGUAUACCCAGUUAGAACGUGUAGGGUUCUGGGUCCCUGGCAAGUCUAGGUGGGUGGGUGACAGGAAAAGCAUGGGCGUUUUUGUAAUGCUGUCACAUGCUAACACAGGUUUGUAAUUAUCUUUUGGACCCAAAUUAUAGAGACAUUCACGAGUUUUCUAGCCCUCACAGUAACAGAGCUAAGAAUUCAGAUGUCAGGAAGUCUGUGAAUCUUGAUGGAUUUUCUGAGAAACCUGAUUCAAUGGCAUAUAUAUGAGGGAAGUAAGACUUUUAAGAAAAGAAAAAGUUAUGCCUCAUUCCUCAUAUGGCUUCCAAUAAGUAUCUUAGGCACUUAUUUUGUUUAUAAAUAUUUUUAAAAUUUUUUAAAUUUUAUUAUUUUUUACAAGGACGUGGUCUCAUUAUGUUGCGCAGGCUGGAUCGCAGUGGCUAUUCGCAGUUGCAGUCAGCACAUUGCAGCCUCGAAUUUCUGGGCUUGAGUGAUCCUCCUGUCUCAGCCUCCUGGGUAGCUGAGACUACAGGUGCACACCACCAAGCCUGGCUUUAUGUAUUUAUUUCUGUUCAUGUGGAAUGAUUGGUUCAGAACUGUUCCUUUCCCUUCCAUGAUGUCCUUGACACAGAAGGUCAUGCCUGGCUCGCAGUCAGGCUUCAUACUUUUGGUCCAUGUAAGUGCUGCCUGUUGCUGGGGGAGGAGUCAUUGUUUAUUUGGAAAUGUCAGUUGCAAUCAUGGUUCUGUCAUUUGACUGCACAGUAUCAGAGGAGCCUGUUAACCUCUCUGUGCCUUAGUUUCUUAGCCCAUGAAAGAGAUCAUUGCCUGACCCAGGGACUACCUCAAGGGCUUUUGGUGAGGACAAGUGACAGUAGGAAGAUGCAAGAGCCUUUAGUACCAAGGUUCUCAACACUGACUACAUGCUCGAAUGACUUGUGAAGCUUUUAAAACAUGUUAGUGCCCACUCUUCCCCUCUCUGCCCGGCCAGUGAAAUCAGAACCUCAGACAGCAAUAUGCCUUGAGAUGCGUUGAACCACACUUGAGAAGGAAGGACAAACACAUUAUUACCUUGGAAGAAUUGCAUAAGGCUUAUGACUUAAAAAAAAAAAUUCUUUUUGGAAACACAAGCAUUUCUUUAAGAAUGACCAGAUGUUGCCACAUGUAUUUAUGACGCAAGCAGGUGUUAUCUAAGCAGUUUCUCUGUUUGCUUAUCGUAGCGGCAUUUGGAAACUCGAACAUGCUUUCAUUUACGUAAAUAGUUUAUGGAGCUUUGACAACAAAUGUAAACAGACAUGAAAUUAUAAAUCUGCUAAAUGUGUA